AUGCCUGGUAACAAACUAAAGGGAAGGAUUGCCAGCCAACCCGCAUGUGCACAGGGUGGCUUGAUGACUGGAGGUCUUGUUGUCCACAGCCCAUUGGACGCGUUUGAAAUAUGUGAAGAAUUGGGUGAGGUGGUUAUUAGCAAGCCAAUAUUUGCAGAGUUCAGUCAACAAGCGCUGGGCGAAGCCCCUGUCGCCUUGGUAGAAAUUCGCUACUGA
Messenger RNA from Fusarium mangiferae, 216 nucleotides. RefSeq lists its product as uncharacterized. NCBI's taxonomy places the organism in Eukaryota, Fungi, Ascomycota, Sordariomycetes, Hypocreales, Nectriaceae. Bases 1 to 216 code for a protein of 71 amino acids. The record is from RefSeq and is a predicted model, not a curated record. The transcript is spliced from 3 exons.